UUGUUAUUUUCGACUGAGACAAUCUGAUUUACUUUACUGAUUGUCAAUUACGAAAUUGAAAUAUUAUGGAUAAAAUGGACGAUUUUAAGAACGAUUCUGGGGAUAAAUUAGCUGAUAAAUCGGUGAAUGAUUCAGAUGACGAUUUUAUGGAUGAAAUAGUUGACGCGGGGGAUGAAACAGCCAAAGAGAAGAGAAAAGAAGAAGAAAAAAUUCGAAAGAAGAUGCGAAUGGAUAAUAAUUUAAACAUAGAUUUUGUUUCUAAUUAUUAUGAUAAAGAUCGAAAGAUUUUUAUGCAUGAAUUAUAUCAGUUUCCAUCAUUCGAUUCACGAACAAUAAGUUGGCUAGAAAAUUUAAAUCGUAUUCCAUUCGAUAUGGAUAGUAAAGAUCAAUUAAAAGGAGAUAUUAUUAAAAUAAUCGACAAAAUUAAUGAUGAUCUAGUUGGUGAUGAAAAACUGUUUUUAAAUUAUUUGCCUGAACAAGAAUGGAGAAAGUUGAUAUCAAGAUUAAUCUAUGAAUUUCCAUCCAUCAGAAACCGAUUCAAUCGAUUUAAUGCAGAAUCAGGAUCAAAAACUGAUCCAUUGAUAACUUACAUGAUGAAGAAGGUUAGAAACGGAAAAUCAAAAUUGAACCAGAUGAAUAAACGAAAAAGAGAUAAAUUAACAACUACAAUCGAAGUCAAAACGAAUGAAUAA
Molecule: messenger RNA, 692 nt
Organism: Dermatophagoides pteronyssinus (European house dust mite)
Lineage: Eukaryota; Metazoa; Arthropoda; Arachnida; Sarcoptiformes; Pyroglyphidae
Source: RefSeq, a predicted model, not a curated record